AAGAUAAGACUCCCUCCAUCUCCCAACGAGAAAGAGAGAACGAGAAAGUUGAAAAUAGCGUCAUAAGUUUCAACCGUCGUCAUCGCCAUCUUUGGUUCUCUUCCUUUUUUUCUCCUUUCAUUCCACAUUCUCUCUGUUCUUGUUUAUUUCUUAUCUGUCCACAUACAUAAAAAAAGAAAAGAAAAGAAAAACACCAUGAGCGAGGAACUUCUUGACUUUAACGCAGAGCGCGUGGAUCGCCAAAUGGCAGACUUGUUAGACUCCUUCGAAUCCCACCCACGCAUGCAACCACCAAACGUAAACCCAACCAUCUUCUUCCUCUUCGACUUCGUCCGCAACACCCACCGACAGCUGAAGACGAUCGAUUUGGAAAGCGUCCGUGCGGGAGACACGACCGCGCGCCAGCAGGUGACUGAGGUGUUGGCGCGGAAUCGGUUCGCGAAUGAAUUGAUUAAUGAUAAGACGGGCAAGUUGGCCAUGAUGACGGGUGAUGAUCCGAGGAAUCCGGUCGAUUUGGGUCCGGAUAUUAAGGCGAAGGCGCAGGCUUUGUUGCAGGUUUGAAUGAAGUAUUGUUAUAUUCGAUUUAUGCAGAACGGACCAAAAAAGAUUGGGGGAGGGGGGGAAAGAUGAAGACAGACAAUCCUCCCCAGUAUAUGCUUGUAUUGUCAUGUUAUGUCAUGUCAUGCUUCCGACUGAAAAUGGAUCUUCAGGUCGUGGAUUGACAGAAGCAGAACAGAAGCAAAGGAAGAAGAAGAAGCUUCUUUUUGAUAAUCGCUGAGCGCUAGCCAAACGAUAUAUCAUACUAUAGUAGUUACCACGAACAAGUCCAGGAAGAGCGGGCUGCUCAGAGCCAGACAAUGUAGAUACAUAAACUAUCA
Messenger RNA from Paecilomyces variotii, 878 nucleotides. RefSeq lists its product as hypothetical. Bases 196 to 561 code for a protein of 121 amino acids. NCBI's taxonomy places the organism in Eukaryota, Fungi, Ascomycota, Eurotiomycetes, Eurotiales, Thermoascaceae. The record is from RefSeq and is a predicted model, not a curated record. The transcript has 2 exons.